Messenger RNA from Salvelinus namaycush (lake trout), 678 nucleotides. Its product is annotated as tumor suppressor candidate 3-like. NCBI's taxonomy places the organism in Eukaryota, Metazoa, Chordata, Actinopteri, Salmoniformes, Salmonidae. The record is from RefSeq and is a predicted model, not a curated record. Gene Ontology annotation, cellular component: oligosaccharyltransferase complex. The transcript has 6 exons. Bases 1 to 678 code for a protein of 225 amino acids.
AUGUUGGUGGAGAAGGUGGAUCAGAUGAUGGAGUGGAGCUCCAGGCGUUCCGUGAUCCGGAUGAACGGCGAUAAGUUCCGGAGGUUCGUCAAGGCCCCGCCCCGGAACUACUCGGUCAUCGUGAUGUUCACCGCGCUGCAGCCGCAGAGGCAGUGCUCCGUCUGCAGACAAGCUAACGAGGAGUACCAGGUGCUGGCUAACUCCUGGCGCUACUCCUCAGCUUUCUCUAACAAACUCUUCUUCACCGUGGUGGACUAUGAUGAGGGGGCGGACGUCUUUCAGCAGCUGAAUAUGAACUCAGCCCCUACCUUCAUGCACUUCCCAGCUAAGGGAAAGCCUAAGAGGGCAGACACCUUUGACCUCCAGCGGAUCGGCUUUGCCUCGGAGCAGCUGGCCAAGUGGAUUGCAGACCGCACCGACGUACAGAUCCGUGUGUUCCGUCCUCCUAACUACUCUGGCACCAUAGCCCUGGCCCUGCUGGUGUCCCUGGUAGGAGGGCUGCUCUACCUCCGCAGGAACAACCUGGAGUUCAUCUACAACAAGACUGGCUGGGCCAUGGCCGCACUGUGUGUGGUGUUUGCCAUGACGUCAGGCCAGAUGUGGAACCACAUCCGCGGCCCACCUUACGCACACAAGAACCCCCAGAACGGCCAAGUGCUGUAUCGACCCAAUGGGUGA